UGGCAGCAUCUACAUUCUUACAUGUAUUCUCUCUCUCUCUCGUUUUAGCCUUAUCCGUUCAACGUCCAAGCUAAAGCCAGUAAGCCUCUGAUAAAACCGGAAGCAGUCUCAUCAAUUAGAUCAAAUUAAAGAUGUUCUUCUCAUCCCCUAUAAUCUACUGUUUUGCCCUUUUGCUUUCUCUUUUACUCAUCUACCAAAUCCUUCCUCCCCAAAUCUCCCUCGAUGAAGAGCUCGACGAUUUUGCUCUGUUUCGAAAAGCCCUUAAACCCAGGAAAAAGAUUUCCCAUUUAGCUACCAAAAACCCCACCCCAAAAAUCGCUUUCCUUUUCCUUACCAACUCUGAUCUCACCUUUGCUCCUCUGUGGGAACGCUUCUUCCAUGGCAAUACUCAUCUCUGCAAUAUCUAUAUCCACGCCGACCCAUUUGCUCAAGUUUCAAUUCCUUCCUCUGGGAUUUUCAAAACCCAAUUCAUUCCAAGCAAAAGAACAGAACGAGGUUCUCCAUCUCUGAUAUCUGCAGAGCGCAGGCUUCUUGCUCGCGCUAUUUUGGAUGACCCUUUAAACCUCUAUUUUGCUCUUGUUUCUCAGCAUUGUAUUCCUCUCCAUUCCUUUAAGUAUAUGUACCGUUCGCUCUUCGGCACCACCAACAAUUUCCGAGCAGCUUUCGCAGCUCAAUCUCAGCACAGAAGCUUCAUCGAAAUACUCUCUCAAGAUCCCAAUUUGCAGGAUCGGUACAAUGCUAGAGGCGAGAACGCUAUGUUACCAGAAGUACCGUUCGAGAAAUUUAGGGUGGGAUCGCAGUUCUUUGUCUUAGCAAAACGACACGCCGUGCUUGUUCUUAAGGACGAGAAAUUGUGGAGAAAAUUUAAACUUCCUUGCUUGAACUUAGAUUCUUGCUAUCCAGAAGAGCACUACUUCCCUACUCUUCUAUCGAUGGCGGAUCCCAGAGGUUGCAGCCAUUACACGCUAACCAAUGUGAAUUGGACUGGCAGCUUUGAUGGGCAUCCAUAUCUAUACCAGGCAGAGGAGAUCUCAACGGAGUUGGUGUACAGAUUGAGGCAGUCGAAUUCAAGUUAUUCUUACUUUUUUGCAAGGAAAUUCUCGCCGGAAUGCUUGCUGCCGCUGAUGGAAAUUGCAGAUGACGUCAUUUUCCGGGACAAAAAGUGAGCUGAAAGUAAAGAUGAUAAUGGUCAAAGGAGUAUAUGAAAGAAGGAAUAAAUACAUAUAAAUAUGGAGGUCUUCAAAUGGGGUGGAGGGAGAAUCACUCCUGGAGUUUGCAGUCCAACCAUUGUAAAUAGUAAUAUUACAACAUAUUUUAUUUUCUUGUUUCUUCGGCUCAAAUGGUGAGUGUAUAAUGUGAUGUUUUGUAAUUGAAAAAAAAUUGUCACUGCAUAAUGAAAUUAAUAAUUUUUUUAU
Molecule: messenger RNA, 1415 nt
Organism: Manihot esculenta (cassava)
Lineage: Eukaryota; Viridiplantae; Streptophyta; Magnoliopsida; Malpighiales; Euphorbiaceae
Product: glycosyltransferase BC10
Exons: 2
Coding region: 132-1166 (344 amino acids)
Cellular component (GO): membrane
Molecular function (GO): glycosyltransferase activity
Source: RefSeq, a predicted model, not a curated record